UUUUGUGCCAGGAACCCCUUUGGCAGCCUGGGGGCUUAUGAAGUACGUUUCAGAAGAGUGCUUUUAAAUGCACCCCCCCCCCAAACCACAGGGUAUAAGGGAAUUAGAUUGCACAGAAUACAGGUAUCAAAACAGAAAAGCUGAUUUAUGAUUUAGCAAUGUGUGUGCAUCUUCAUUCAUGCAUUAGAUAAGGUCUAGCAGGAGGUGGUAAGAACUGUGAGUCCAGAGUAAUACUGGUACUGCUUGCUGAGGUCCCUGUGAUGGGACAUGGGAUUAUCCAGGAUGCUGACAGGCACAGAGUCGUGGGCAGUGCUAACCGUACCCUGGCACUGCCUGCACCUUAAUGGGAGGCACUGCCCAGUGUCAGUUAGAAAUUACUGAAAAUGAGGGUUGCUUUUCCCCACGUAAGUUCUAGGACCUGCUGGCCUCUCUCACAGACCUGCUGGAGUCGCGUGAGUUCCGCUGGCUCUGGAAUUCUGUGCAGGCUUUUCACAUCGCUGAGUUCCUGGCGGCUCAGUGAGCCCAGUGGCAGCUUCUGACGUGUUAAGACUUCCUAGGAGUAGCCGAAGCUUUGUGUUGCCCUUUGCUCAGGCAGGAUCUCCUCUCCCGGGGACGCCCCAACCCAGUGCCAAGGAUCCCUAUGGCACAGGGUAGCACCUGCCUGGAAGCAGCCUGGAGUGAACAAGAGAAACUCACACUUCCCACGUGCAGCACCGGGUCGUGCUGGCCGAGGACCCCCUGCCCCAGGCUGCCGCUCCUUUCCAACGACGGCUUCCGCUUGUUCCACUGGACAACGGGAUUCUUCUUUCCUCACUGCCACUAAAUGCCUGUGUGCAGGCUGCCGUCCGGUGCAGGGAGCAGGGUGGAGCUUUUUGCCUGAGGAUGGCCGUUCCGCCGUGCAGGAUGAGGGCAGAGUACGUGGCAGCACCAGCAUCAGGGCACAGCGCGACCUUCCGCAUCUCCCUUUCCGGCCGGCACACUGCUUCCUGUGUCCAUCAUGGUGUUUGGUGAGUUCCUCCAUCAUCCUGGACAAGAUGAGGAACUGGUCAACUUGAACGUGGGGGGCUUCAAGCAGUCUGUGGACCAGAGGACCCUGCUGCGGUUCCCUCACACCCGGCUGGGCAAGCUGCUCACUUGCCACUCGGAAGAGGACAUUCUAGAGCUGUGUGAUGAUUACAGUGUGGCUGACAAAGAGUACUACUUCGAUCGGAACCCGUCCUUGUUCAGAUACGUCUUGAACUUUUACUACACGGGGAAGCUGCACGUCAUGGAGGAGCUGUGUGUGUUCUCCUUCUGCCAGGAGAUCGAGUACUGGGGCAUCAACGAGCUGUUCAUUGGCUCCUGCUGCAGUAGCCGCUACCAGGAGCGCAAGGAGGAGAGCCAGGACCGAGACUGGGAGCAGAGAAGCAACGACGUGAGCACUGACUCCUCCUUCGAAGGGUCUUCUCUCUUCGAGAAGGAGCUGGAGAAGUUCGACCAGCUGAGGUUUGGUCAGCUCAGGAAGAAAAUCUGGAUUCGGAUGGAGAACCCCGCAUCCUGCCUGUCAGCCAAGCUCAUUGCUAUCUCGUCCCUGAGCGUGGUGCUGGCCUCCAUUGUGGCCAUGUGUGUGCAUAGCAUGGCAGAGUUCCAGAACGAGGACGGAGAGGUGGAUGACCCUGUGCUGGAAGGUGUGGAAGUCGCGUGCAUUGCCUGGUUCUCGGGGGAGCUCGCCAUCCGUCUGGCUGCCGCUCCCUGUCAGAAGAGGUUCUGGAAGAAUCCCUUGAACAUCAUCGACUUUGUCUCCAUCAUUCCCUUCUACGCCACGUUGGCGGUGGACACCAAGGAGGAGGAGAGCGAGGACAUCGAGAACAUGGGCAAGGUGGUUCAGAUCCUCCGGCUCAUGCGGAUUUUCCGCAUCCUGAAGCUUGCCCGGCACUCAGUGGGACUUCGGUCUCUUGGGGCCACACUGAGGCACAGCUACCAUGAGGUCGGGCUGCUGCUGCUUUUCCUUUCUGUCGGCAUCUCCAUCUUCUCCGUGCUGAUCUACUCUGUGGAGAAGGACGAGCUGGCAUCCAGCCUCACCAGCAUCCCCAUCUGCUGGUGGUGGGCCACCAUCAGCAUGACGACUGUGGGCUAUGGAGACACCCACCCCAUCACCUUGGCAGGGAAGGUCAUCGCCAGCACCUGCAUUAUCUGUGGCAUCCUGGUGGUGGCUCUUCCGAUCACCAUCAUCUUUAACAAGUUUUCCAAGUACUACCAGAAGCAGAAGGAGAUUGACGUGGACCAGUGCAGUGAGGAACCCCCUGAGAAGUGUCACGAGCUACCUUACUUUAACAUCCGGGACAUUUAUGCACAGAAGGUCCAUGCCUUCCUCGCCAGCCUGUCUUCUGUUGGCAUCAUGGUAAGCGAUCCUGACUCUACGGAUGCUUCGAGCGUGGAGGACAGUGGGAAUGCCUACAGAAGUGUGUCCCUGGAGAAGUGCACCGCUCCGUGAGCAGGGGUGGCUAUGCAGUGUUUGUGUCCUUUCCCAACAUUAGGUUAACACAGCUUUAUAAACCUCAGUGGUUUGUUAAAAUCAUUUAAUUCUCAGGGUGUAACUUCUAGCCAUAGUUGGACAUUCACUGCUGAAUUCUGAGAUGAUAGAAAAAUUGUCUUUAUUUUUUAUCAGUGAGGUCAAUUAAAUGCCUUGUUCUGGAAUUUAUUUUUUACAAGAGAGAGUUGUGAUAUGGUUUUGGAAAAAAAAAAAAAAACAGUCCACGGCAUUGGGAGGAUUUGUUGCUACAGCUUAUGCAUCAUUGUGCAUUGUCAUUUACUCACAUUGAGCUAACUGUAAAAUCAGAGGUCCAGCUGACGAGGACUACAUGCACGUAAGAUCUGCAAAAUGAGACAAUGCAUGUAAACUCAUAGUCAUGUUUCAGACAUGGAAAUCAGGAGCCUAAUAAACCUCCUAACUCAGUA
This is a messenger RNA of Cavia porcellus (domestic guinea pig), 2937 nucleotides long. RefSeq names its product potassium voltage-gated channel modifier subfamily S member 3 (gene Kcns3). Lineage: Eukaryota; Metazoa; Chordata; Mammalia; Rodentia; Caviidae. Gene Ontology annotation, biological process: potassium ion transmembrane transport; protein homooligomerization. The record is from RefSeq and is a predicted model, not a curated record. Bases 998 to 2473 code for a protein of 491 amino acids. Gene Ontology annotation, cellular component: membrane; voltage-gated potassium channel complex. The transcript is spliced from 4 exons. Gene Ontology annotation, molecular function: protein binding; voltage-gated potassium channel activity.